Molecule: messenger RNA, 902 nt
Organism: Cyanistes caeruleus (blue tit)
Lineage: Eukaryota; Metazoa; Chordata; Aves; Passeriformes; Paridae
Gene: FTH1
Product: ferritin heavy chain 1
Biological process (GO): intracellular iron ion homeostasis; iron ion transport
Cellular component (GO): cytoplasm
Molecular function (GO): ferric iron binding; ferrous iron binding
Source: RefSeq, a predicted model, not a curated record
AUGUGGGACACGGUCACGCCGGGCCAGCAGAAGGGCGCCGGGACGCCCCGCCCCUUCCUGGGGGCGUGGCCUACCGCGCGGUGGUAUAAAAGGCACGUCGGCGGGCGGGUAGCCCUCACAGCGCGUCGGCGGCGGAGCGAAGCGGGUUCCUGCGUCAACAGUGCUUGGACGGAACCGGCCGCGCUCGGGCCCGCCGCGCCCCCCUCUCAGGUGCGCCAGAAUUACCACCAGGACUGCGAGGCCGCCGUCAACCGCCAGAUCAACUUGGAGCUCUACGCGUCCUACGUGUACCUCAGCAUGUCCUACUAUUUUGAUCGGGAUGAUGUGGCCCUGAAAAACUUUGCCAAGUACUUCCUGCAUCAGUCCCACGAGGAGCGGGAGCACGCUGAGAAGCUGAUGAAGCUGCAGAACCAGAGGGGUGGACGCAUCUUCCUGCAGGACAUCAAGAAGCCAGACCGUGAUGACUGGGAGAAUGGCCUGACUGCCAUGGAGUGUGCCCUGCACCUGGAGAAAAAUGUGAACCAAUCACUGCUAGAACUGCACAAAUUGGCAACCGAAAAGAACGACCCACAUUUGUGUGACUUCAUUGAGACCCAUUACCUGGAUGAGCAGGUGAAAGCCAUCAAGGAGCUGGGUGACCACGUGACCAACCUGCGGAAGAUGGGGGCCCCCAAAUACGGCAUGGCAGAGUAUCUCUUCGACAAGCACACCCUCGGGGACUGUCAGAGCUGAAGCCUUGCCAAGAGCCACGCUGUGGGUUUCAGUGGGACUCCUACUUACUGUCCAGCCGUGCAUGCAGCUUCAGCUAUCUAGAUAAACAGUUCCAUACUCUGUACCAAAUAUUUUCCCCUCUCUUUGUGUUUUAUGUACUGCCCUCCAGCCAAUAAAGUGACUUGGUUCCA